Miscanthus lutarioriparius is the source of this 1557-nucleotide messenger RNA. The record is from the annotation of a GenBank genome assembly. NCBI's taxonomy places the organism in Eukaryota, Viridiplantae, Streptophyta, Magnoliopsida, Poales, Poaceae.
AUGGACCACGGUGUGUUCUACUGCCUUCUAGCUCUUCUUCCACAUGUGUACUUCCUUCUGAAAUCGCUGUGGAAGAAAGCUCCCUUCGGAUCUGGUAGCCGCCGUGGACUCGAGCUCCCUCCAGGCCCAUGGCAGCUCCCCGUCAUCGGCAGCAUGCAUCAUCUCCGCGGCUCCCUCGUGCACCGCGCACUGCGGGACCUGUCGCUCUGCCAUGGCCCUCUCAUGUUCCUCAAGUUCGGCGAGCUCCCAGUCCUCGUAGCAUCCACGCCAGAGGCCGCGAAAGAGGUGAUGAAGACCCACGACGCCAUCUUCUCGACGAGGCCACUGAGUUUCGGCAUCAAGACGGUCACCAAGGACGGCCCGGGGAUCGUCUGGGCUCCGUACGGCGACCACUGGCGGCAGCUCCGCAAGAUCUGCGCCAUGGAGCUGCUCGGCGCCCGGCGCGUCCAGUCCCUGCGGCCUGCCCGCGAGGAGGAGGCGCUUCGGCUGGUCCGAGCCGUCGCGUCCUCUUUCUCGUCCACCGCGGCAGGAGCAGCGCCGCCGGUCGUGGACCUCGGUAGGCUGGUCGCCAUGUACGUGGCCGACGCGUCGUUGCAUGCCAUCCUGGGCAGGCGGUUCAAGGUCGAGGACAGGGACACGUUCGUGCGUUAUGUCGACGAGGGUGUCCGGCUCGCCAGCGGGUUCACGCCCAGAGACCUGUUCCCGUCGUCGUGGCUGGCUCGCGCUCUGAGCCGCCGGGCGGUACGCGAGGUAGAAGCCUACCGCGAGUCCUUGUUCGCCUUCGUGGAUGGAGUGCUAGGUGAGCACCUGGAGCAACGAAGGUCAACUGAAGAAGAAGAGGAAGAGGAGGAUUUGAUUGACGUCCUCCUCCGGAUCCAGAAGGAAGGAAACCUUCAGUUCCCUCUCACCAUGAAGAUAAUCGAAGCAGUGAUAUUUGAUCUUAUCGGAGGGGGUAUCGAAACAGCGACAACAACGCUGCAGUGGGCGAUGGCUGAGCUGAUGAGGAAUCCAGGCAUCAUGGACAAGGCACAGGCUGAGGUCAGGAGAGUGUUCAUGGGCGAAACCAAGGUAACCGAAGGUCGGCUAGGCGAGCUAUCCUACCUGCACCUGGUCAUCAAGGAGACCCUACGACUGCAUGUCCCUGGGCCGCUGCUGAUCCCAAGGGAAUGCACGGAGCAGUGCCGGAUACUCGGCUACGACGUGCCCAAGGGAGCCAUGGUGCUCGUGAACGCCUGGGCCAUCGCUCGGAGCCCGGAUUGCUGGGUGGAGCCGGACACGUUCCAUCCUGAGAGGUUUGUCGCUGACAUGAGAGAUUUCAAGGGCAAUGACUUUGAGUUCAUCCCGUUUGGCGCCGGGAGGAGGAUCUGCCCUGGGAUGGCAUUCGGUCUGGCCAAUGUAGAGCUCGGUCUUGCCAGCUUGCUGUUCUGUUUUGACUGGAGCCUGCCAGAGGGCGUCAUUCCUAGUGAGAUGGACAUGACCGAGACCAUGGGGAUCACUGCUAGGAGGAAAGCAGACCUCUUGCUGUCUGCUACUCCCUGUGUCAAACUGCCGAGUUAA